UUCUGAAUAUGUGAUCAUAUACUUAUAUAUAUACAUUGAUACAUACAUAUACGCAACUACUCUACUUGGUUCUAAAAUUUAAUUGAAACCUAAAAACAAAACUUAAUAAAAUACGAAUAUAAAUGCUUCUUUCUCAUUAAUAAAGUACAAGUUAUAGAUUCCAUGGCAUUUCCACUGAACGAUCAGAUUUAUACAAAAUCUUUUACACCUAGAGAAUAUCAAGUAGAGCUAUUCUAUGCUGCUAGAAAUAAGAAUAUCAUUGUUUGCCUAGGAAAAACUUAUGAACAAACUUUCAUUGUUAUUAAAUUAAUUCAAGAAUUUGCUGCGAACAAUAGAAGGUUACUAAGUGAAGGAGGAAAACGAUCAUUAUAUAUAUUAACAGAUGAAGAAAAAUGUACAAUAAAAUCAAGUUACAUACAACAGUUAACAGAUUUAAAAGUAUUACUAUGCAGUACUUGUUCAUCCAGUGAAUUUGAAGAAACAUUUGAAACUUCUCAUGUGUUAGUUUUAACAUCAGAAACAUGUACAGAAUUAUUAGCAGAAAAAAAGAUCUUACCCCAUCAGAUAAAUCUAGUCAUAGUUGAUGAGUGCCAUAAAUUUAUAAACGAUAAGAAAUUAAAAUUUAUUUUACAAACUUUUCUAUCUUGUUCCAAUGUUCCUAGAAUUAUUGGAUUAGCUGUACCAUUAUUUAAUUUAACACAAGAAGCUGGAAGACUAGGAUUAGAAAUAGAAAAGGUAGAAGCUACAUUUAAAUGUGAAGUCGAAACAGCUAGUGAUAUAUUAUCUAUAUUAAGGUAUAGUCCUAAGGCUAAAGAAUAUGUAGUGGAAUAUUCCAAUGGUGAAAAAGGAGAAUUGCACAGUACUAUUAGAAAUUAUAUAUUACAUGCCAUUGAAUUUUUACGCGACCAUCGUCAUGACCCAACAGAAAUUUAUAACGAAGAAUUUUACGAGGAUAUUCAGAAAAUACCUGAUCCUACAGAAAAACCUUUUGAAAUGAUGCAAGACUUUUUGCACAUAUUAGAAACUCUUGGACCAUGGUGCGCAGACCGUGCCGCGCUUGCUCUUUUAAUCUUAACCGAAAAAUUGAAAAUAAAAACCCCAUAUGAAAGGCAUUAUUUAUUAUUAAACAUGGUUGCGUCAGUUUUUAUUAAAAUAAGAGCACUGUGCGAUAACGCAUUCGAAGCUUUAUCUGAAAAAGAGAGGAUAUAUAAAUACACUACACCGAAAGUUCAUAGAUUACUACAAAUUUUGAAAACGUAUACACCGUAUUACACCAAGGAUAACAAUAAUUCUCAUAAUAAAAUAAAUGGCGAAAAUAGUUCUCAGAGAUUAACUGUAAAUAAUAGAGAAAAUUCUAUUAGGGAUAAAUUUAAUCAAACUAAGAAAGCUAAUGAAGAGAAUCAUAAGAAACCAUUUAAAUUUCAACGACAUAUGCGCGGAGCUACAGAUCCGGAUUUACUUUGCGGAGUAAUUUUUGUAGAUAAAGGAUUUGUAGCAAAAGUUCUGUUUUAUUUAUUGAACGAAAUAUCUGCGCACGAUGAAGAUUUAGAAUUUUUAUCGCCUCUUUACACGAUUGAAAGAAAUACUGAUGAUGUUAGUUAUUCAAAAGAUUUAGAAAUAGAGCAUAAAAAGCAGGAAGAAGUUUUGAAAAAAUUUAGAAUACACGAAUGUAAUUUAUUGAUUUCAACUUCAAUUUUAGAAGAAGGUAUAGAUAUUCCGAAAUGUAACUUUGUAAUGAGAUACGAUUUUCCAAAAACUUACCAAUCCUAUGUACAGUGUAAAAGUCGAGCUAGAGCAAUAGAUGCCUUACACGUAUUAUUAGUACCAAAAGAAACGUCAAAGGAGUGCAUAUGGCAAUUAGCACAAUAUCAUUAUAUAGAAAAGACUUUGUUAAUAAAAUGUUCUAAUAACGAACCAUCUGAAGAAGAAGAAAAUGAAGCAGACAUGUACGCUGCUAUGAUACCACACUAUAAACCACUCAGUGGAGAUGAUGCACCUAAAGUAACGUUUAAUUCUGCUAUAUCAUUGGUAAACAGGUACUGUGCUAAAUUACCUAGCGAUACUUUUACAAGAUUAACUCCAGAGUGGUCUAUCGAACCGGUGAUUGUAGACAAUAUGCCUAUGUACAUUUGUUCUUUGCGUUUACCUAUAAAUUCUCCAGUAAAGUAUGCAGUAUCGUCAUAUCCUAUGCCUAAUAGAGCUAUGGCAAGACGUAUGGCUGCUUUGCAGUUAUGCAUUGAUUUACACAGAAAAAAUGAAAUAGAUGAUAAUUUAUUACCUAUUGGAAAGGAAAAUUUCAAAGCUAAACCAGAAGAUGCCGAAGUACCUGCUUUACCAGAUGAAAUUAAAAUAGACUUCUCUGAAGCUCGACCUGGAACAACUAAACGUAGACAAUAUUAUUAUAAAAAGACAGCAAACGCAUUAACAGACUGUAGACCAAUAGUUGGAGUUCCUUCUUAUCUGUAUCAUAUUAACAUGGUUCUAAGUUGUCCCUUACCUGAAGAGCAGAAUACUAGAGGUCGACGAAUAUAUCCUCCUGAAGAAUCAGCUAUUGGUUUUGGAAUAAUAACACUGAAAGAAAUCCCUAAAUUAUGCCCAUUUCCAAUUUAUACUAGAUCUGGAGAAGUUCAUGUAAAAUUGAAACUCAGUAAAAACAUUGUUGUUUUGAAUGAAACACAAAUAGAGAAAAUUGCCACUUUCCUUAAUUAUACUUUUACAAAUGUACUACGAUUACAGCAAUAUUUAAUGCUAUUCGAUCCUAAUGCUUCUGAAAACUCAUAUAUGAUUGUACCUGUAAAAUUAGACACGGAUUCUGAUGUCACUGUGGACUGGGAGUUUUUAGAAUGUAUAUAUAAUAAUCGAACUACAGUGCCAACUAAGGUUCCCGAAGAGGAAAGAAAAGAUUUUAAAUUUGAUGCAUUAAAGUAUCAUGAUGCAGUAAUUAUGCCUUGGUAUAGGAAUCAGGACCAACCUCAGUAUUUUUAUGUUGCUGAAAUUUGUACAAAUUUAAAUCCCAAGUCUUCUUUUCCUGGCCACGAUUAUAGUACUUUUGAAGAGUACUAUUUUAAGAAAUAUGGAAUACAAAUACAAAAUUUGGAUCAACCUUUGUUAGAUGUAGAUCAUACAUCAGCUAGAUUAAACUUUUUAACACCGAGAUAUGUUAAUCGGAAAGGCGUUGCUUUGCCUACAAGUAGCGAAGAAACGAAACGAGCAAAACGAGAAAAUUUAGAACAAAAGCAAAUUCUUGUUGCUGAAUUAUGUGCUAUUCAUCCUUUUCCAGCAUCAUUGUGGAGACAAGCAGUUUGUCUACCUUGUAUUUUAUAUAGAAUUAAUGCCUUGUUACUUGCUAAUCAAAUACGAUGUCAAGUUGCACAAAUGAUAAAUUUAGGACAAGAAAAUUUAGCUUCCGAUUUUGAAUGGCCAGCAUUAGAUUUUGGAUGGAGUUUAGCUGAAGUUUUAAAAAAAUCCAAAGAAUCUGAAAAAGCAAAAAUGGCUAAAAAUGAAACUACUCAACUGAAUUCAGCAAACAACACAAUAGACAACAAAUAUCAAAAUGAAUCUGAGAAAAAGAUAAAUAAUUUAAACAAGCUUGACAUGGAAGAUUUAAAUGAAAAAGAAUACGAAAUGGAAAAUGAUAAUAUGACAGAAAAAGAGCUAGAAAUAUCAAAUGACGAAGACGAAUUAGAAAUUGGCACUUGGUCGAAUGACAUGGCGAUGAAUACUAUUGAUUGCGAAACAAAUGACUUAAAGUCAUUUCCUGUAACUGUUUUACCAAAUAAUUUUAACUGGAGCGAUGUUCGAUACGGUUCCCCUGCGUGUGAAUCAGAUUAUGAUGGAUAUGUAUCGGAUGAUAUCUAUAGUGAUGGAUUUGUAGAUAGUUCAGAUGAGAGUGAAGAUGAAAACAGAGGCUUACGCAUUUCUUAUAUGGGAGAAAAUGUUGCAGAGGCUGUAGAGGACGAGAAACAGAUAUCUAAACAAGAAAUUAAUAAAAAGAUUUUGGAUUUAUUAGAGACUGAAAAGAAUUUAGAUACUUUAUGGUCAUAUACAGACGAGCAGGAAGAAUCUUUAAUAGCAAAACACAGACAAACUCACUAUGAAUUUACUAAAAUAAGGGAAUGUGAAAUAAUGGAAAAUGGAUCUUUCAUAUCCUGUGAUAAAGAGAUUGUAAUUAAAAGAAAGAAUUCAUUUAAUUCACAGCUUGAAGACAAUUCGUCAGAUCAUAAAUACAAAGUUCAUGUACAAAGUAUUGUUAACCUGUUCACCACAGAAGUAUUAGAUAAUAACAACAUCUCGCAACUAAUAAAACAGAAAUCAAAUAAUUCCAAAUUCACAUAUCACCCGAGUAAUAACCUCUUUAGUUUUGAUUUUCAACCAGAAUUAGAAAAUCAUCCAGGACCAAGUCCCAGUUUAAUCUUGCAAGCUUUAACGAUGUCCAAUGCAAAUGACGGCAUUAAUUUAGAACGAUUAGAAACUAUUGGAGAUUCUUUUUUAAAAUAUGCUAUAACUACUUAUUUGUAUUGUACUUAUGAUAAUAUACACGAAGGGAAACUGAGUCAUUUAAGAUCCAAACAGGUGAGCAAUUUGAAUUUAUACAGACUAGGAAGACAAAAAAUGUUAGGCGAGAGUAUGAUAGCAACAAAAUUUGAACCCCAUGAUAACUGGUUACCACCUUGUUACUAUGUUCCAAAGGAACUUGAACAAGCACUAAUUGAAUCUGGUAUACCUUCUACCUUAUGGAACCAAGCCGACAUUCCAACUUUGCAAGCUGUAAAUCCAAACGAAAUCACUCAGCUUGUUAGAGAAACAGAACAAAAAUUGGGUAUCAUGAAAGAUGAACUUGUUCGGAAUGAAGCUAUGCUUUCAAACAGUCUAGAUAACUUGCGUUGUUUCAUACCAUACAAUUUGAUUACUCAACAUAGCAUUCCUGAUAAAAGUAUCGCAGAUUGUGUGGAGGCAUUAAUUGGAGCCUACUUGAUUGCCUGUGGUCCUAGAGGUGCAUUAUUGUUUAUGGCUUGGUUAGGGAUUCAUGUAUUACCUGUGGAGGAAGUUGGCAUUGUACAAGAAACUGAACCAGAAGAAAGAAUUCCUGGUAGUACGCCAUAUGUAAAAGGAACGAAUGAGAAGGGUGAAACAACGUGGGCACAGAUUCGUUACGGAAAAUUGGAAGAACCACAGAAUCCCUUACUUCGAUACAUCCCUGAUCCAGAACAAGAGUUGCAAAUGAUGCUCGAUGGAUAUGAAGAAUUAGAAAAAAAUAUAGGAUAUAAAUUUAACGAUAUUAGUUACUUGUUGCAAGCAUUUACUCAUGCAUCAUAUCAACCUAAUAAAUUGACAGACUGUUAUCAACGGUUAGAAUUUCUUGGAGAUGCAGUUUUAGAUUAUUUAAUAACAAGGCAUUUAUAUGAAGAUGCUCGACAACAUUCUCCAGGUGCUUUGACAGAUCUACGAUCAGCUUUAGUUAAUAAUACUAUAUUCGCUUCUCUAGCAGUUAGAUGUGGAUUUCACAAAUAUUUUCGACAUCUAUCUCCGGGCUUAAGCGUUGUUAUAAAUCGUUUUGUUAGAAUUCAGGAAGAAAACGGACAUUCCAUUAGUGAGGAGUAUUAUUUAAUUGGAGAAGAAAAAUGCGAAGAGGCAGAAGAUGUAGAAGUACCAAAGGCAUUGGGUGAUGUUUUUGAAUCACUAGCUGGUGCAAUUUAUUUAGACAGUGGAAUGUCUUUGGAUGCGGUAUGGAGUGUAUAUUAUGUCAUCAUGAAAAAUGAAAUUGAACAAUUCAGUACUAAUGUUCCUAAAUCUCCAAUUCGUGAAUUAUUGGAAUUAGAGCCCGAAACGGCUAAAUUUGGCAAGCCAGAAAAAUUGGCCGACGGACGUAGGGUUAGAGUUACAGUAGACGUUUUUGGCAAAGGAUCAUUCAAAGGAAUCGGAAGGAAUUACAGAAUUGCAAAAUGUACUGCAGCGAAAUGUGCUCUGAAGAAAUUAAAACAAAUGCAAAAUUAUCCGAGAGAUAAAGUAUGACAACGCAUGCAUUAUUAAAAUAAGAUUAGAAUAUAAAUUUAUCAGCGUCUAUACAUUAACAAUUUUCAUAUUUUCAAUUUAAUAUAGAAACAUAGGCUUAUAAAAUUGUGUUGGACAAAACAUUGUUGUUAAUACAUUUACUAGAGUACAUAUGUCAUUAAACUGUAAAUAUCUAAAACAAUAACGACACCAUAAAAAGUACUUAAAAGUUAAAAAAAUCAUUUUAAAUAUUAUAUUGUAAUGUAUGUGAUGUUCAGAGUUGAAUGUGUUGCACACUUGAAUUAGUAUAGUUAAGCCAAGUUGAACAGAAAGUAAUGAAUUCAUGUUAAUACUUAAAGGACCGCCUCUCAGCAUUGAAACACGAGAAAUCUCGUGAGCGAUCGUUUAAGUGUUAAUACAAACUACCAAUAAUUCUGUUGCUCAAAGUGGACUGUACAAAAGCUGGUGAAUACGAGCCUAUUAGGGAAGAUGACAAUCUCCAAAGUAUAGAAUUUUUUAAUUUGUUUCUAAAGUACAGAUUAUAUUAGAGUCGUCUAUGUUAAAAUACGAUUUCUUUUAUUCUGCUAAACAAUUAAAAAUAAAUAAUAAAGAUGCACAAUUUUUAAAAAAUUCACGUGACGCGAAAACGCUCUCUGAUUGGCUGAUGCAUCAGUGACGUCAGAAGGCAUAUAAAGUACCGCUAUACCACGCUACACCUACACCCAAUUAUACUCCAAAUAUUAUUUGUUAUUUAUUAUUAUUUGCUUCAUAUACUGAAGUAAAAUGGUUGAACCGGGAUUCGUGAAAGCUGAUUCAACAAAUUUACCCAACAUCGAUGUGUUUAUGUGGUUAUGAUGAUAGGUGCAAUGCAGCUGAGAUACGAUUAGUGAAAGCAUCAUUCUUUUAAUACGCUCAAAAAUAUUGUCAAUAUAAAUCUAGUCGGGAAAGUUACGGAGACAGUACAAUAGGUUACGUUUGAUUACGGAGAGAGUCGUCUAUGUGCACAAUAAAAGGAAAAAUAUGUCUAGAGCACCGAGUAAAAAGUAAAAGAUAUGCAGUAACUUUGGUGGUAAACGAAGCAGAUGAAAGUAUACAAGAAGUAAAUUGUGAAGAUUGUGCUGCAUCACAAGGUAAUAUCCUAUAUUUCUUCUUAAAACAGUAAGUUAUGUAUUGUCAGACACGUUAACAUUGUUUGUAUUAAUAUCUGUAAAAAUGUUGUAUGGUAUAUAAUAUAUAACUGUCUUUCUUCUUUUAGGAGGAUGUAAUUUGCAAUCCAGAAAAUACUUUUCUGAAUUUAAACUAUUGUUUCUCAAUUAAAAAAUAUAUAAAUCUUUUUUAGAUAACCGGUAUAUGUUUGACAGCUCGAUCCGUAUCCUUUGGCGGUCGCGAUAAGACUGAUUAGAUUUGACCUCUCCACAGGUCGCGCGUGUACCGGCGCGCGGCGCGCGCAAUCAAGUGUGACGUUCCGCUUCACCGGUUCCGCAGAUUUAACUAUUUCUAUCUAAUAUUUGUUAAUAUUUGUUAAA
Osmia bicornis bicornis is the source of this 7517-nucleotide messenger RNA. RefSeq names its product endoribonuclease Dcr-1 (gene Dcr-1). Gene Ontology annotation, cellular component: RISC complex; cytoplasm; nucleus. Gene Ontology annotation, molecular function: ribonuclease III activity; deoxyribonuclease I activity; protein binding. The record is from RefSeq and is a predicted model, not a curated record. NCBI's taxonomy places the organism in Eukaryota, Metazoa, Arthropoda, Insecta, Hymenoptera, Megachilidae. The coding region runs from base 163 to 6012 and encodes 1949 amino acids. The transcript has 21 exons. Gene Ontology annotation, biological process: pre-miRNA processing; apoptotic DNA fragmentation; siRNA processing.